GCUCUCGGCGGGGCAGCGCGACCGCUAGGGGCUCCUGUGAGCGGCGGUUACCUCAGAGCCGGGGAGAUGGCCGGGGCGAGCGGCCGGGGGGACCCGCUGGCGUUGGAGGAGCCUCCGCUGCCCAGGCCCUCCCAGCCGGAGAGCCGCUUGGGCGACCAGGACAGGCUCGCGCAGAUCCACUUAAAAAUUUUGAGAGGGCACUGUGAUACUGUGAGCUCCUGUCAUUUCUGCUUUGAAGAUACAAAAAUUCUUUCAUGCUCUUAUGACAGAACAAUUAAACUCUGGGAUGUUGAAAAAGGUGUUCCUGUUCAAGUCUUUGAAGAAGAACACACAGCUCCCAUUUCUGAGUGCAGCUUGACUCCUGAUAACAAAAGAGUGAUAACAUCAUCAUAUGAUAAAACAGUAAAGGCUUGGGAUAUGGAAACAGGAAAAAUGCUUUGGACUGUCGACCAAGAAGGUCUUGUAACUUCAUGUAAUAUUUCGUGUGAUGGUAAAUAUGUGGUAUCUGGCUUAGACAUGGAAAAUGCUAUAUGUGUUACUGAUGCACUAAAUGCCACAACGGUGGCAUAUGUUCAAGAUCAUCACAGAAGCACAAUCACAAGAUGUUGUUUUGACCCUGACAACGAGAGAGUCUCUUCGGUAUCAUCUGAUAAGACCAUAAAGCUUUGGGACAUUAUAGCACAAUCCACCACUAUCACAGUUAAUGAGGCACAUACCAAUGUCAUCUCAGACUGCUGCUUUACCAUAGAUGGUCAUUACUUGUGCACAGCAUCGUGGGACAAAACCUUAAAAAUAUGGGAUAUAAAAACAGGGGAGUUUCGUUAUCAUGGACCUAUUUGCUUGAACCAAGGUCAUGAAGGUUCUGUUAGUUCCUGUGUUUUUAGCAAAGAUGCAUCUCUUGUAGUGUCUGGAGCAUAUGACAAAACUAUAGCUCUGUGGGAUGCAGGAGCAGGAUAUAAAAAGCUAGCGUUAAAGGGCCAUGGAGACUGGGUGAUGGAUGUUGCAAUUAGCAACAACAAGAAAUGGAUCCUUUCUUCCUCAAAGGAUGCUACUUUGAGAUUAUGGAACAUUGAAAAGGCUGAUCAUGUUCCUGCGGCAAUAGAAAGCAGAAAUACAAGAGGCACAAAAAUAGUUCAGUGUGAAGAAUGUGAAAAACCUUUCUCACUCCUACAGUGUGAUGACUCUGAAGCGGUAACCAAGUGUGUAUUCUGUCGACUGGCUUCUCCUUCGAGAAAUAUUUUGCCAUUACCCCCAUUGUAGUGCCUGAUCUCUAAAUUCUUCCCAACAGACUAUUUGUGCAAAUACAUUUGAGUUUUUAAGCAUAUGCCUAUACCUAAUUGUGAUUAUCAGUAUAUUAUAUUGCAUGUAAAUACAGAGCCAAGGACUUCCUCCAUACUUCUGUGCCAUACAGUAACAUCUAUGUUAAAAAAAAUUUGCUUAUUCAUUGUACACAUGUGCAAUAUACAUACUGAGUUUCACCGUGUAACAGAUGACCGGAUCAAGUCCUAAGAUUUUAAAUCUAUUCAUAUUGUACAAGAAAAUAAAAUUACAUUCAUCUCCUUUAAGUGAGCACACUUAAUAAAGGUGGUUGUAACAAAGAAAAUAUGUGACUAAGUAAUUUGCUGACAGUUGUCCUUAAAUUGUGUAGAAUAAAACCAUCUUUUUUUACUAUGGAGUGGAGUAUACUGGAAAUAUGAAAAACAUUUGCAUCAAUUGAAAAUGCUAAAGGGUUUUGAAAUUUGAAUGUGGAGAGGGCAUUUGGACCAUGAGGUUUGUAUUAUCUUGCUUCCAACAUCCCUUAUAAAAUGUUUCUAGGAACUUUCAAUCACAAGAAUACGUUAUUAUUUGUGUUUGACAUGACAUAUGCCAAACUAGUCCCAUAUAUUCAGGACCCAAUCCUGCCAGCACCCUCAACUCCAGCACUGCUCAGGAUUUGUCCCUAAAAGUCUAUACCUCUUCACCAGCUAUGUGAGGAUGUCAAUUAAUAUGAGAUUAGUGUUUCAAGAUGUGGGGACCUCAUUCAUCAAAAACGUGUUUCAGCAGAUUAUAUUAUUUUAAAAGGGAUUUAUAAGAAGAAAAAAUAUAUUGUACCUGGAUAUGUAGUAGUCUGGAAUGUAGUUAAGCUAUGAAAUAAAUGGAACUCUAUUAUGGGUCUUUCUUUCUUUUUUAAGCCAUGUGAAUUGUGUAGCCUCGGUAGCUACAGUUGCACUUGACUCCAAGGUGAAAAGAAAAUGAUUUUUUAAGAAAUAAUAUGUUUUAUCCAGAUUUACUGCUUUGAAUAAAACAUGAGGUGACAAGCUGUAACAUAUCCCAAGACACUGUCCUCUUUUUCCUCUUAAUUAAAUAUCAUUGGUUUGCAGUAAAAAGUUGAAAAAAUGCAGUUUGUAUGGUGCUGGAAUUAUUUUUGCAGAAUACAUAAAAUGUGCCUGUCUUAUUGUUGGAAUAAUUACCCUUAAAUAUGAAUAAUAAUACUGAACUAAUUUCUGCAUGUUUGAAAAUAAUCUCAGUUUAAUUAAAUAAUAUUCUUAUAAUAUUUGAAUUAGGAAUGUCCUUUAUUUGCUCUUCCUGUCCCAUUUAGCUGAAAAAAUCAAAGCGCUAAGAUUUUCCAUUGAGAGAGCAAAACUAAUUACUCUAUAGAGGGUUAUUUUUGUGUAUAAAUAGUGUGACAUUCAGAGAUGAAUAGGUUGGAAAUUUUCUUUUGAAAGGGUCUUUUAUUUCCCAAAUUAAUAAAGACAAGUCAAACUGAUACUUUGCUGUCGGAAACAUAAGUCUUAUUAAAUCAGUUUGUAUUUUACUGCUUAUUUGACAGAAUCAAUUUGAUAGACCAAGACAAAGAAUAGAGAGAACAGGAAAUUCUACAACUAUAUCAUAGACCAGUGGUUCUCAACCAGGGUUCCGGGGUCCCCUGGGGGGCUGUGAGCAGGUUUCAGGGAGGUCUGCCAAGCAGGGUCAGCAUUAGACUUGUGGGGGCCCAGGGCAGAAAGCCAAAGCCUGAGCAAUGUAGCUUCGCAGGGGCCCCAGUGCAUGGGACCCCGGGGAAUUACUCUGCUUGCUACCCCCUAAUGCUGGCCCUGGUUUUUAUAUGCAGAAAAACAGUUGUUGUAACACAGGUGGGCACUGAACAUAAGACCAUAAGAACGGCCACAAUGGAUCAGACCAAAGGUCCAUCUAGCCCAGUAUCCUGUCUUCUGAUAGUGGCCAAUGCCAGGUGCCUCAGUGGAGUUUUUAUAGCAUGGUCGGGGGAGGGGGGGGCGGACUUCAGAAGGAAAAAGGUUGAGAACCCCUGUCAUAGACCAUUUAAACCAGUUAAGUGCUUGGGAAUAUAUAGCUUAUUUUGGGCCUGAUUUAUAAGGUAGGGCAUUCAAGAGUUACAUAACAAACUUUUGUUUGAUGAAUAAAGGCUCAAGAACUCCCCAAAACUAUCUACUGUGUCCCUUUUAAGCUAGUAGCACCAUCUGCACUGCUGCCGGACUUCCUAUGUUUUUGCACUUCUCUGCAGGUAAUUAUGA
This is a messenger RNA of Caretta caretta (loggerhead turtle), 3509 nucleotides long. It is a transcript of the gene WDR88, whose product is annotated as WD repeat domain 88. Gene Ontology annotation, molecular function: protein binding. Lineage: Eukaryota; Metazoa; Chordata; Testudines; Cheloniidae. The record is from RefSeq and is a predicted model, not a curated record.